GAGGUAUAAAGAAGCUACAAUAUAUUUCCCCGACGAGGACACUGGUUGGCAGCCAUACCUGGAGCAUGCAGGGUCAUAUUAGCUUGUCACGUGACACAGCCCAGUGCAAGGCAAGAGACAUCACGAAUGAAGCUUAAACGGAUCGUCAUCGUGCUCCAGCUACCCGAGCCAUGAUAAUCAUCAGCCUUAUUCUGUUGAUAGUCUCGUUUGAAACAUACGGCCAGAUAAACUGUGACUGGGGGAAGUAUGGAGAAGCCUGCAGCAAAGUCUGCCCUCAAUCCUGUAUGCCAGACCCCAACAGGCAGCUCAUCCACUGCCAUAAGGACACAGGGAGGUGUUCUGAAGGCUGUGUUCCUGGCUGGUUUGAAGAUCUCUGUGACAAAGCCUGCAGCAAGAACUGCGCGGGAAACAUCUGUAAUCGUCAAACUGGCAUGUGCACGCAUGGAUGUAGUGGGAACUACACAGGAGACUUUUGCAACACUCCUCUAGGCACGUCAGCGCCACCUUCCGGGGAAGUCACCACACAUACGUCGACGACAAUACCGCCUGCGUCAACCCCCACAGAAACCCCGAACCUGGCUGCCAUCCUUGUCCCUGUAUUCCUCCUCUUGGUUGUCAUCGCUGUGGUGGUGUUCAUACUGUUUGUCAGGCGAAAACAAAAAAGGGGAGAAGACAUUUGCAUUCCGGAAGCAGUGAGAUCGAGACUCCCAUGCUUGCAGACAGCUGAUACAUCUACCAGGCACAUAGAUGAUGAAGAUGUGCCUUUGACAAAGCCGAAUGAAGCAGACGCCGACCAACCUGACAUGGCGGAGCAAGGUAAAGCAGGCAGUGUCGAGCCUGGCAUAGUGGACCAAGGUAAAGCAGGCAGUGUCGCAUCCGUGAAAGAUGAUGAUUCAACCUGCGGUUUUGAGCUCUCGGACGACGAUCACCUGCCGCCUGGCACGCUGGGACAGAAGAUAAAGGCUAUCCACAAAGUGUUUAUUGAAACUGGGAGCUUUAAGGAGGCGAACGAGCAGCUAGACAUGUCUGGCCACGUGACAAUAACUGGUGGUCCUGGAGAAGGUAAAACAUCCAUGGCCCUGAUGCUGGGAGCUGAAUACAGGAGGCAGGGGUAUGACCUGGUACUGGUUGAGGACGUUGAUGAAGUAUGGUUGACUGAUUUUCUAGAUAUCGGCAAAGACGUGUGUCUCAUAUUUGAUGACAUAUUUAAGACAGUCAGAUCACACGAGGACCUGUCGGGAAUUAAGCACUUCUUGUACGACCUCCAUGUGUACCUAGGGCAGUGUGAGUCCAGGUCUGAAAGACGAUACCAGUGUCUGCAGCAAGAAACAAGACAAGAACCGAGAAAGCUCGAUCAACCUCACAUAUGUGCUAUAUUCACUACAGAAACCAAUAAUCUUGAGAUUGCAAUGGCGAACCUGGGAGGGCUAAGGAUUUUCAUUGGAUCAUCACGUGUCCAAAUAUGUUACACAAAAGAGGAGAAGAAAGAAUUGUGGUUGGAGUAUAAAGGUCCCCACGAGACUUUAGAUGAAGACAAAAUUACUGCUUAUAAAAACACCACUGUGGGUUUUCCUCUGGCAUGCAAACUGUUUUCAAUUUAUGCUGACUUUCAAAUGCAUCAUGAACAUUUUUUCGAGAAACCUUUGUUCUACAUUACAAACAAGCUUCGUACGAUUGUUAGUUCAUUGGAUGCCAAGUCCGCUGCUCUCACCUUGAUGAUACUGUGUGAGGGUCAGCUGAAUAUUAAUCAUCUGGAGACCGAAGGCGGUUGUCAGGGCAGCCAACUGAGCCCUAGAGGUGAACGUCCGGACAACCAACUGAAGACUGAAGGUCUCAGUCCAGACAGUCAAGUGAAGCCUGAAGCUGUCAGUUCAGACAAUCAAGUGAAGCCUGAAGCCGUCAGUUCAGACAGCCAAGUGAAGCGUGAAGCUGCCAGCUCAGACAGUCAAGUGAAGCCUGAACGUGUGAGUCCAGACGGUCAAGUGAAGCCUAAAGCUGUCAGUCCAGAGAGUCUAGUGAAGCCUGAAUCUGUCAGUUCAGACAGUCAAGUGAAGCCUAAAGCUGCCAGCUCAGACAGUCAAGUGAAGCCUGAAGCUGUCAGUUCAGACAAUCAAGUGAAGCCUGAAGCCGUCAGUUCAGACAGCCAAGUGAAGCGUGAAGCUGCCAGCUCGGACAGUCAAGUGAAGCCAGAAACUGUCAGUUCAGACAAUCAGGUGAAGCCUGAAGCUGUCAGUUCAGACAGUCAAGUGAAGCCUGAAGCUGCCAGGUCAGGCAGUCAGGUGAAGGCAGAAGCUGUCAGUUCAGACAAUCAAGUGAAGCCUAAAGGUGCUAGUCCAGACAGUCAACGAAAGCCUGAAGCUCUCAUUCCAGACAGUCAACGGAAGCCUGUAGGUAGUAGAUCAGUUGGUCAGCUACAGGCCUAUGGUGACAACCCAGCCCUAGAGGACCACCUUCAGGCUGUCACAACCCUCGUGAAGACAUCCACCAGACAGGGUGUCGCUCAGGCUGCCCGGGACUUCUGUGGUACAUUUCUGUCAGAAGGAAACAUGACAACAUUUUCCCAUUCUUUGAUUUAUGACGUCUGUGUUUCUGUGUUAUUUAGUAUUGAACCACAGUUCACUCUGGAACAUCUCAGUAUUGGGUUCCUCCUGGAGCAUAUCCAGGAUCAGCAAACCAACACAAUUCCUGUUAGUGAACACAAGCUCAAAAUUCCUUUCUCAAAGGUCAAUAGAGAAAUACUUGACAGAAUGGCUGCUUCUUUUACCAGAGGUGCCUUAACUGAAUACGCAUGGCAUCCCAUAUGGAGACAUGAGUAUAUUGCCGAGAGAUUUACCGCACUGACACAACAUCCAGAUCAACUGUCAGAAGAAGCCAAACAUCACAUUUUGUGUUACGCUUGUGUCAAUGGGAACACAAAUAUCCUGGGCCAACUUGUACGUCACUGUGACAUCAACAGACGUGGUUUGAAUGGCUGGACACCAUUAAUGUAUGCAGUUGUCUCUGAACAGAUGGAUUGUUUUGACAUCCUCGUGAAACAGCGAGCUGACGUCAGUUUGUGUGAUAACAACUACUACAAUAUACUGCAUUUGGCGUGUCUACAUAGACAUGUACCCACAGUAAAACAUGUCAAAAAGUUCCUCAAGGAACAUUAUCCCGAUUCCUAUACCAAUCAGUUUCUAAACAUCCAAGCAAGAGCAGGUUGGACGCCAGUCAUGUGUGCAGUAGUAUUUGGAACUGAGGGUGUGUCAGACUGUUUUAUAAAACCCAAGAAGAAGACUGAUAAAGUAAAAACGAAGAUCGGUUUUGAAAAGAAAAUUGAUUUCAGUUUGAGGGAUAACAACGGCAAUACCAUUCUCCAUCUUGCAUGUCAGUAUGGCAAUAGGUCCACCGUUAAAAACCUGCUGCCCGACACAGACAUAAAUACCCGCGGCAACAAUGGACAGACUCCAGUAAUGGCUGCUGUUUUGUCUGGGAGGAAGGAAACUGUCGACAUUCUUGUGUCAAACAAAGCUGAUCUCUCACUGACAGAUGACGACAACAACAGUAUCCUUCAUAUGGCUUGCAACGUUGAUGAUGUGACUCUGUUAGAACAGAUGAAAACAGAAUUAGACAUUAACACUCGGGGAAAACACGGCUGGACCCCAGUGAUGAAAACAGCUGUGAAUGGAAACAUGGAUGUCUUUAAAGACCUCCUGGAUACACGGAACCUCAAGCUACUAAAAGAUUGCUAUGACAACAAUCUCCUCCAUCUUGCAUGUCAUGGCGGAAAUGUCCCGAUUGUUCAAAUAUCACUACCAAAGUUUGACAUCGACGUUCGUGGAAACAACGGAUGGACGCCAGUGAUGUUUGCAGCUGUCAAUGGAGUACACAGUGUGUUUUACCUGCUUGUGUCAAAAGGAGCUGACAUACGGCUUCGGGAUGACAACAACAAUUCCGUAUUACAUGUAGCAUGCAUAGGCGGAAAUAUUUCCAUUGUGACCUCUCUGUUGCCAAACAUUCAUAUCGACUGUCCGGGAAACAAAGGAAGAACAGCAAUAAUGGUAACAGCUUUGCAUGCACGACCCGCCCUGUUUGAACUACUUUUGUCGGAGAAGGCCAAUAUCAGACUGGCUGAUGACAACAAAGACACUAUCUUACAUCUUGCUUGUGAGGGUGGGAACUGUUCCAUUGUGAAAUAUCUCAUACGGAAGUUUGACAUCAAUGUUUCUGGAAGACAUGGUCGGACACCAGUCAUGGCUGCAGCUUUGGCUGGAAUGAAAGAUGUGUUCGAUUUGCUUGUGAGUCAGAACGCUGAUCUCACUUUGACUGAUGUCUACCGCGACAAUGUCCUACAUCUGGCGUGUCAGGGAGGAAACACAGCUAUUGUAGAACAUCUUGUCACAUAUUUCAAGGCCAAUCUUCAAGAAAAGAAAGAAACUGUAGAUCAGCGUGCACCCAGGCAAAGACAAGGUGAUAAGGAUAGUGUAAUGAUCAUAAAUGAGGUGACUGAUGGCCUUGACAUCGACAUCAGAGGCAGGGAUGAUCACACGCCACUGAUGAAGGCAGUUUGUGGAGGCCAUCUUGAAGUGUACAAAUUCCUCGUGUCUCAUAAAGCCGAUCCCUCACUGGUGGACAGGGAGGGACAGACUCUUCUACAUCUUGCUAGCAGGCAUGGUCAGCGUCAUGUGAUUGAGUACAUCAUAGACUCUGUUGAUAUCAACAGCAGAGACAAGGCUGGUUUGACACCUGUCAUGACAUCAGUUACUUGUGACAAAGUUGCUGUGUUUAAAUAUCUCAGAGGAAAGGGCGCAGACUUGUCACUGGUCGACAGUGCCGGGAAUGAUGUUUGGCAUCUCGCGAAUAAAAGAGAGAACAGACAAAUUUUAGAACUACUGGAACCACCCCAAAAGGUAAAACGACCGUCUGGACCUAAGAAUAUUUUUGCUCGUAAACCAUCUCAGUCUAAGAAGAAACGGCAAUCACAAACUGAACAAACGCAGAUGUCGCUUGUGAAUGAAUAAAGGCAAAGUCCAAAAUCACACACCAAUCGUGCUCACUCGAACAAGAGAAACCGACCUGGUAACUAUAUCCAUCUUGGUGUGGAACAACAGUUGCACUGUGGACGAUCUGCGUCCGUCCUCUGACAUAAAUAUCUGAAGUCAGAAUGAUGGCAGCUGUAGACGUUAUAUUGUCUUCAAGCUGAUCCCGCAAAUUUUGUUUUCACUCAGCCGGGAAGCAGCAAAUGGAAUUAUUGAACACUCUUUCGAUUUCGUUAUUCACAGAGUGCAUGUAGGCCAUCGGCCCAUAAUACAAAUACAAAUAUUACAUAUUUGCAGCCAUAUUUGAUUGGCGGUGCUCUGCAGCAUAAUAAAUAAACAUUGCUACAUUUCUGAUGACAAAAGUAUUGUUUGAGGUCAUCAAUAUAUUGAAAUUUAACUAAGAAGGGUAUGUAUGAAACUUGGCAGGAAUAUAUAUAAUGCGCAAAGAACUGUUUGCAGUACACACUAAAAGGAAAUGAUACUCGUUUUCAAUAUAUCCAUUAUCAAACAUGUUGCAUAGCCUGUGAUAUCUAGGUUUAUUUGUGUAUCUACCUGUCUCAAUAUUUAACCGAUGGGAAACACAACGAAACUGUGUAAGAGCAAUGCGAAAUUUACUAAUGUUAAUAACACCAAGAUAUGGUUCCAUAGAAAGAUUACACUUGAAAAGAGAAUAUGAAUAAGCUUCAGAACUUGAUGAUAACGAGUUAUGCCAUCCUCUAUGGGAUAUAUGUUGAGCCAUGAUCAUGAAUUCAGACAGGAAGGAAUUUAAGCCAUUAAUAUACCGUGUUUCCCAUACAUAUCCAAAUCCUAUAUUGUAAAGUGAUAACUUAAGCUUUGAUACCCAGUUUGUUUUACCACGGCUAGCGUCUAUCAAUAAUACGUCUUAGCACUUUCUGGACAGGCGAGAUACUGCCAUAUUCAACAUUUCAUACCAAUAUUUAAUACAACGUUUGUAAACAUAAACAUCAACAGGAUAUCUACCAAAUUCAUCUCGAACGAUGUGAUUAGGGGUAGAUAUUUUAACAUUAAGUAAAUAUUUACAAGCUAAAGUUUAAACUUUCUGAAUUGGUGAACUAAUAUCACAAUCCAACCCCACGACUUUAACCCCAUAGAGUAGAAUUGGUAACUCCUUUGAGUAAAAAAUCCUGAAAAAUUUGUCACCACGAAUAGGUUUUAACUUCGAUAGUGACCUACUGAUACUAUAGAGGAUCUUUUCAGAUUGUAGAAUGGAAUUGUCAAAAUGUUUAUGCCACGACAAGCUUUGAGAAAAAAGAACACCCAGUUAUGUUUGAUAUAUAAAGUUAAUAAAGUUAUAUAUUUGUAUAGCGCCCGUUGCAAAAAUUCUCAAAGGAGCUUAGGCGAAGGCUAUAUUGAAGAAGUGGGUUUUCAGUUGUCGUUUAAUCUGGUCGAGAUUGAUCAUGUUCUGAAUGUGUCGAGGAAGACGGUUCCAGAUCCAGGAGCCGGCUUUGGAGAACAGUCUAUCUCCAUAGUGUCUUUUCCCGGUUAUAGGAACAUCAAGUGCUCUUGAUGAUCCUGACCUUGGAGUGUAGAUGGAUACGAGUUCACUGAUGUACUCGGGAGCUAGACCAUGCAGCGAUUGAAGACAAACACCAGGAUCUUGAACGGUAUACGUUGUCUCCCUGAUAGCCAAUGGAGGAUUUAUAAGACCGGGGAGAUGUCCUCUCGACGUCUUGAACUGUAUACGCUGUCUGCCUGAUGGCCAUUGGAGGUUUUAUAAGACCAGGGAGAUGUCCUCUCGACGUCUUGAACUGUAUACGCUGUCUCCCUUGCAGCCAAUGGAGUUUUUAUAAGACUAGGGAGAUGUCCUCUCGACGUCUUGAACUGUAUACGAUGUCCCCCUGGUAGCCAAUGGAGGUUUUAUAAGACCAGGGAGAUGUCCUCUCGACGUCUUGAACUGUAUACGCUGUCUCCCUAGUAGCCAAUGGAGGUUUUAUAAGACCAGGGAGAUGUCCUCUCGACGUCUUGAACUGUAUACGCUGUCUCCCUAGUAGCCAAUGGAGGUUUUAUAAGACCAGGGAGAUGUCCUCUCGACGUCUUGAACUGUAUACGCUGUCUUCCUGUUAGCCAAUGGAGGUUUGAUAAGACCAGGGAGAUGUCCUCUGGACGUAUUGAACUGUAUACGUUGUCUCCCCGGUAGCCAAUGGAGGUUUUAUAAGACCAGGGAGAUGUCCUCUCGGCGUCUUGAACUGUAUACGCUGUCUCCCUGGCAGCCAAUCGAGGUUUUAUAAGACCAGGGAGAUGUCCUCUGGACGUCUUGAACUGUAUACACUGUCUCCCUGGCAGCCAAUGGAGGUUUUAUAAGACCAGGGAGAUGUCCCCCCGACGUCUUGAACUGUAUACGCUGUCUCCCUUGCAGCCAAUGGGGGUUCUAUAAGACCGGGGAGAUGUCCUCUCGACGUCUGGUGUUGGUGAUUACUGUGACAGCACUGCUGUGCACUCUCUGGAGUCGAGUGAGUGUUCUGAUGCCCCAUACAAUAGACUAUUGCAAUGCGAGAUGUAACAAUCACAUUGUCUGCGUCCGUGCCAAUAUGCUUCUUGAUCAAGCUGAUGUUUCUUAGAUGUAGUAGCGUGACAUGCAUACAGCAACGUUGUGUCGCUCAGAUGACAAGUAUGACUCAAACGCCGCACCUACAUUCCUUGCUUGAGAACUGGGGACAACAUCACAGUCACCGAGUUUCAGUGGUGUGAACUGAAAGUGUAAAAGCAAAGAUUUGGAUCCAAAGACAAUCAGUCUUGUAGGUGUUGAGUUGGAGAAAGUGCGUGGACAUCCAGUGCUGGAUCUCCUUGACACAAUCAACGUAUGGUGGCCUAACUCUGGUUGCGAGCGAUCUCCAACCCGUUUUUAAACGAUGGUCGUCUAUGCAUUAGCCUCCGACACAACGAACUGAUGAGAAAAUAAGUUUUGUACAUGUUUAUAAAACUAACGUGUCCAGUACAAAAUGCCAUCUUGUAACCGGUUUUAAUCUCAGUAUAUUUGUAUAUUUUACAUAUGUAACAAAAAUCGCUUGCACCUGACGUGAUGGUAUAAAUCCUGAUUGGGAACGGUGUAGGAAGCGGACUGAUUGUUCCCACGGUCCCUAGUAUAACGGCCCAACUUUGGUUGCGAGCGAUCUCCAGCCCCUUUUUUAUACAGUGUUCGUCAGUUGAUAGUUUAAAUGUUUUACAUGCUCACAAACAAGUUUAACAAAUAGGGUAAUCUAGUUGAUACCCCGUCCUUCCAUGAAAGGUCUUUAUCAAGUAUCCACAUGCUUAUUCUUAAUGUAUGACUUCUUGUCGUCACGACAUAUUACCGAUGUGACGUCAGUUUUUAACUCACUCACUAACUGGCAUAUGAGAACUGAAUGUUUUGAACAGUUGUUUUCCUGCAUUAAUUGACUUUAAGGACAACCUGACACAAAUGGAAUAAAUGCUUACAAAUAAAUGUUUACAAAGACA
This is a messenger RNA of Haliotis rubra (blacklip abalone), 8474 nucleotides long. RefSeq lists its product as uncharacterized. Gene Ontology annotation, molecular function: protein binding. The transcript has 14 exons. Bases 171 to 5000 code for a protein of 1609 amino acids. The record is from RefSeq and is a predicted model, not a curated record. NCBI's taxonomy places the organism in Eukaryota, Metazoa, Mollusca, Gastropoda, Lepetellida, Haliotidae.